This is a messenger RNA of Histoplasma mississippiense, 1737 nucleotides long. RefSeq lists its product as hypothetical. The transcript has 3 exons. Bases 1 to 1737 code for a protein of 578 amino acids. Lineage: Eukaryota; Fungi; Ascomycota; Eurotiomycetes; Onygenales; Ajellomycetaceae. Gene Ontology annotation, molecular function: 2-oxoglutarate-dependent dioxygenase activity. The record is from RefSeq and is a predicted model, not a curated record.
AUGCAAUCAAUACACCGUUUGACUCGUCAAGCCUUGUCCACUGUAUCGUCGCCAUCCCCAGAUGAUCCGAUCUGCGAAUGUUUCGAUGGUGACACUGGGAAGCUCAUUACAGCUCUCCUUCAGAACACGGACAAUGCUCUUGCCCUCGCGGACAGUAAACUACGCGUGUUUCCAUUCAAAGACGUGAAGGAUUGCUGGAGACGGCUCUAUACAGACGCUAGCAUCGUAAAAGCAUGCUACGCAAUAGAAAAACAUCUACGUGACGAUGACAGCAGUGAGGUGGAUUGCCGUAAAUUGGAGAAACGAGAGCCGCAAGAAUUUGACAGCCCGACAUCGAAAGGCGGGCAACACCAUAGAUAUGACAUGAAUGACCGCACGAUCAGGCCGAAUUCGCUGUGGCUGUCACCUGUUAUCCAUACCCUGGAUAGAGCACUGAUCAUGACCCGCGCUCCGCGUAGAGAAUUUCUGGUUGAAUCACUUAUUGCAUGUUUGCAGGACAUGACAGAUUCUCAUUCCUCGACAAGGCCAUUCGCCCUCUUCUUUGGCAAACUCAACCUGUUCAAGGUCCACUCUGAACUUGAGCAAGAGGAGCAGCCACCACGAAAACGCAGUAAACUAAUAACUUCCACUCUGUUCCCCCCAGACAUAGCUCCCGCUCCACGCCUGGAACGUCCAAUUCGUACUGUCACUUGCCCAUCCCUCGAACAUUUCAUAGAGCAUAUGAACAAUGUUCGCACACCACUAGUCAUCGCGGAUGCAGUGAGCCACUGGCCUGCGCUCUCGACACGGCCCUGGUCGUCUCCAGAGUACUGGGCCCAGCGGACGUAUGACGGCCGGAGACUGGUCCCCGUCGAAGUGGGCAGGUCCUACACUGAUGAAGGAUGGGGGCAGCGUAUCAUCCCAUUCGGAGAGUUUGUGCGGGACUAUCUAUGGAGGGUCGAGAGUAGUGGUCAGGAUUCAGGUGACGGAAAGGAGAAUGGUGGUGAAAAUUGCCAUGUAGCGAAUACUGGGGAUCGUGUAGACAGAGUAGCAGGAGGCCAGACGGGCUAUAUGGCACAGCAUGAUUUACUGGCGCAGAUACCUGCGCUGAGGAAGGAUAUCUGUAUACCAGACUACUGCUAUACGGAUCCGCCAACGCCGGAACCCGGAACGCCCUUGCAUGACAAAAGAUUGCGCGAGAGACUGGCUCGAGAUAAAGACGAACAGUCAAAAAAGAGUAGCAGGAAUAUUUUGGGUGAUCCAGAGCAAGAUCAGGAUCAAGGUGGGAAGUCUACAGACAGCGGCGAUGAUGGCGGGGAAGCGAUCGAUACCAUCUGUGAUCCAGUCAUUAAUACAUGGAUAGGCCCCUCGUGGACGAUAUCCCCAUUACAUCAUGAUCCGUACCAUAACAUCCUCGUGCAAGUUGUCGGACAGAAAUAUAUUCGGCUCUACUCUCCCCAUACACCCGCAUCGCAAAUAUAUCCUCGCGGUAUGGAGGUUGUCAACCCCGCCUCCUCUCCACAGCAACAGCAGCAACAGGAAGACAAAGAAACAGACACUGGUGCGCCGACGCCGGCACCGACGCAACUUCAGCAAAUUGACAUGUCCAACACCUCACAAGUUGAUCUUGCGGCCAUCGAACUGUCCCCCGCUGAGUCUGAGACCUGGGAGUCGAUGUGGCCCGGAUUUUCAGAUGCAGAGGACAGGAAGGCGGGGCUUGUCCAAAUCCAUUCCCAAACGCCCAUCAGUGAAAAUUAA